CUGGCCCCGGCUUCUUGGCUGUCAAACAGAUGCAGCAACGUCGGCUCCUGCCGAGGAGCCCAAGGGGUCCCGGGAUCCGCCGCACAGGCUGGCACUGCUUGAAGAGGAGGCUACUCGGAGACUGCGCCGCGCGGGUAGAUCCGAAACGGGGCUGGGGCGGAGUGGGAAAAGGCCGGGUAUGCCUUGCAUGAUCGCGGGGAGCUCCUUCCUGUUUUUAUCCCACCUAGAGAAGCCGGGAAGUAGGGGUUUAGGUCCAAUUUGUUGGAGUACUUAAGGACUCGUUUGCACUUUCUUUUGGGGGAUGACAGUGGAUUCAUUGCCCUCGGAGGUUCAACCAGUUAUGAGUGAGGGAUUGGCCAGAAGAUCGGGGCGCAGGCAAGCAGGAGUGCUCUAUUAGGAUAAGCAAGUUUGACAGGAAGAAGCUACUCUUCUCCGAAUUACACAGAGGUGAUGUGUUCGUAUUGCACGUAGACGUGUGUAUAACAGGACCUCCUUCCCCGCGCCCCGCCACCCCGACACACACAGGAGCUGCCUAAAGUAUCCUUGCCUUGCAGAUUGGAGGCUCCCCAAAUAUUUUGCGAUCUGAGGAUCCAGCUCAAGUGAGGUGCCAUAGGACGUGUUCCUGAGUUUGCAUUGCACGGAGACCUUCCUGGAAUUUUUCAUUUGCAAGUCGGCUUAACCAAUUUUGCAUUGAGUCCUAGGCUGCUUGCACUCUGAAUUUGGGCUAUUCAGGUAGUGUGCUCAAAGUUGAAACCGCAUACAGCACAACUCAAGUUUGCAUCAGACUGGGAAGCGAACUUAAGCCAGCGGUGCGUGGCCCAGGAGUGGGAAAGGAAAUGGAUGCCUGAAGUGGAAGAGGUGGUGCAGAGGGGGCACCGCCCAUGCUGCCCUGCUUCCAACUGCUGCGCAUAGGGGGCGGCAGGGGCGGUGAUCUCUACACCUUCCACCCCCCCGCCGGGGCUGGCUGCACCUAUCGCUUGGGCCACAGGGCCGACCUGUGUGAUGUGGCCCUGCGGCCCCAGCAGGAGCCUGGCCUCAUCUCUGGGAUCCACGCCGAACUGCAUGCCGAGCCCCGGGGUGAUGACUGGAGGGUCAGCCUGGAAGACCACAGCAGCCAAGGUACUUUGGUCAAUAAUGUCCGACUCCCAAGAGGUCACAGGCUGGAAUUGAGUGAUGGAGACCUCCUGACCUUUGGCCCUGAAGGGCCCCCAGGAACCAGCCCCUCGGAGUUCUACUUCAUGUUCCAACAAGUACGAGUCAAGCCUCAGGACUUUGCUGCCAUUACCAUCCCACGGUCUAGGGGAGAAGCCCGGGUUGGGGCUGGUUUCCGGCCUAUGCUGCCCUCCCAGGGGGCUCCACAGCGGCCUCUCAGCACCUUCUCCCCUGCCCCCAAGGCCACACUGAUCCUAAACUCCAUAGGCAGCCUCAGCAAGCUCCGGCCCCAGCCCCUCACCUUCUCCCCUAGUUGGGGUGGACCAAAGAGCCUGCCUGUUCCCGCCCCACCUGGGGAAAUGGGGACCACGCCUUCUGCUCCACCACAACGCAAUCGGAGGAAAUCUGUUCACCGAGUGUUGGCGGAACUGGAUGAUGAGAGUGAGCCUCCUGAGAACCCGCCACCGGUCCUUAUGGAGCCCAGGAAGAAACUCCGUGUAGACAAAGCCCCACUGACUCCCACUGGAAAUCGACGUGGCCGUCCUCGGAAGUACCCAGUGAGCGCUCCCAUGGCUCCCCCUGCAGUUGGGGGCGGGGAGCCCUGUGCAGCUCCUUGUUGCUGCCUGCCCCAGGAAGAGACAGUGGCCUGGGUUCAGUGUGAUGGCUGUGACGUCUGGUUCCAUGUGGCCUGUGUUGGCUGCAGCAUCCAGGCUGCCAGGGAGGCCGACUUCCGAUGCCCAGGGUGCCGGGCUGGCAUUCAGACCUAAGGUCCACUGCCAAGGCACCAUCGGACACACCUGCCCAUGAGUAGACACAGCAGCGAGCAAAUAGGUCUGAUAAAUACCCCCCUUCCCUUCCCUCCCCAGGAGGGAAUGACUACAGGGAAGAAGGAUGGAUUGAUGUGGACUCAUUCAGGGCCUGGAGCAGACCCUGGUGGCCAAGACAGAAGAGAUGGUUUCCUGCCAAAGAUAUUGCCACCUCCAGGAAAUUGCCAGUGAGCUGGAAGUUCCCACUAUUACAAGCCAUAAGGCCAUGUUGCCAUGGACACCAGAAUAUCUGUAGUCAGAGCACCUAUCAGUUGCAAAAGCCAUGCCUGCAACCGAUGGAAAAUGUAAGAGGGAGUUCUUAAGGUUCUUGGUGGCAUCACCCAAGGCAUUCUGGGAAAACCUAGGGCCUGGCCCCAAAACUUCCCUACUCUGUGGCUAGUCCUGCUGCCAACAAAAUCGUAGCGACCUGGCUUUUCACAGCUUUGCUUUUAUUUCCAAGUCAAGGACAAGCCGCUUCAUUCACUCCUGGGCAUUUACUCUUCUUGUGGGUCUGUGAUAUUCCUUGCUUUCCAGGGAGAAUGUGCUUGGCAAGGUCUGGAGAACUAAUUCAGAAUCUUAGGGGAAGGGGAGAGAUGGAAAUACAAACCUGCUUACUGGAAAGGUGCAAAUAUAUGGGUUGAGCUGGAGGUAGGAAUACAGGUAAUUAAGGUUUCUAGUUUAAGGGAAAACAGAUCUAUUGCCAUUUAAAUAAGGUAACUGGGAUUUGGUUAAGUUCACAAAGAUAGCAGAAGAUUUAUUUACAGGCUUCACCUGUACUGUCAGGGCAAGAGAAAGCCUGGUAAACCAGCUACAGCAGUUUACCAGUGUGAUGGCUGUGACACAGCUCCACUCCACGGGUGGACACAGCAGAGGGCAACUGGGCUGGCCUGGUUCAGUGUGAAUCAAACCGCUUAACCCACACAUGGUACAUGUGAUUUUCUUUUGUGAGCCUUACACCAAGCCAAACUAUUGUCAAAGCAUCAUUUCUAUAGAAAUAAAGCCUUAUCUUGACCUGUUCUAUUAAAACCUGCCACACCCGCCCUUUCCUACCUAGAUUUAAUGAGCCCAAGUUUUUAAAAUGGAAGAAAUGACUCUGGGGCAAAGACCCCUAAUGAACUAGUGGCAGAGCCAGGAAUAAAACUUGAGUAACUAAUGAGUCACUUAUGGGCAGAGUAUGCAAAAACCUUAAGUGGAAACCAAAUAGACCCUGGUAUCAAGAAAGCACAAAGUAUUAAUAGAAGUUUCUGGUUGGGGUGAUCUAGGUUCAACAGAAAUAAGAUGAUUUCUAAGUAUAAAGCCAUUUAAGAAUUCCAGAGUAGGGUGGGAAAGCAAAAAGCCAGCUCUGAACAGGUAACAGCUACAUGGUGACUGAGUCUAUGGGCAAAAGUUCUUGCAUCACAGGCUUUUGGGAACUAGCCUAUCACAGGGCCCUGUACAAAUAAACUUGGCUGCAAUCCCA
Homo sapiens (human) is the source of this 3417-nucleotide messenger RNA. The record is from RefSeq and is a predicted model, not a curated record. NCBI's taxonomy places the organism in Eukaryota, Metazoa, Chordata, Mammalia, Primates, Hominidae.